Eurytemora carolleeae is the source of this 1758-nucleotide messenger RNA. RefSeq names its product DNA ligase 1. The record is from RefSeq and is a predicted model, not a curated record. The transcript is spliced from 2 exons. NCBI's taxonomy places the organism in Eukaryota, Metazoa, Arthropoda, Copepoda, Calanoida, Temoridae. The coding region runs from base 87 to 1328 and encodes 413 amino acids.
AGUAGAGCAUCUAGUCUCCGGGUACACCUAACAAACUGCUUCUACAGCAGUUGUAAAUUGAAGUGAAAGAAGAAAAAAAGCACAAAAUGGAGAUUGAAGUUAGUAAAUCUUACAGCAGCCAUAAUCUGAAAGUAUGGAUCAAAGCCAAAGCGAAGAGAAUGAUCAGAAAGCAGAAUAAGUACCAAUCGAACAAAGAUUAUGCUGCGAUGGCCAUGUCAAUGAUGAGACGAGGAGAAGAUGAUGAGGAGGAACUAGAGAGGAUAAGAGAGGAGCAGGAGGAAAGGAGGGAGAAGAACAGAAUAUGGAGGGAAAACAGGGAGAGAGAGAGGAGAAGGAGAAGGGGAGAGGUGUCGGAUGAUGAGGAUAAGGAGGAGGAGGAGGAAGUCAAAUCAGAAGUUUGUCCAGUUUUCGAGGUUCGAUAUCUUUUCAAGUGUUCCUCAUGCCAGGUCGAACUUUCAGGACGGAUCUGGCAAUGUGGGUUGGGUCAUCCGGUCUGUAGAAACUGUGUGGAUGAAACCUUACUUAAGGAUGACUCUUCACAGACCGGAACCAUAUCAACCAUGGAUGGUAGAUCCACAACAUCGGACAAUUCCCUGAAAGGUUUAAUAGAACGAAUGAGUGAGAAUGAACUUCUAAAUUUCCUGGAUUCAACUUCGGAUUCAUCCAGUCACGUGACCUUCAGUGGUCCAACCCUAGCGGAGAGAAAUAUUCCUGAGAUUGAUUGGUUUCUUAAUACUCUAGAUAUCAGGAAGGAUGCUAUUAAACCUUACUAUGAUUAUCACAGUGAGGAAGCAAAGGAAAGAGCAAUGCAGGAGAUCAGGGAAGAAAUGGAAAGGAAAAAGAGAAAAGAAGAAGAAGAAGCAGAAGAUACAGAUACUAAUACAGAAGAUGACGAGUGGAGCACCAUCCCUAAAGACGAGAUUGAAAUGUUAAGAUUCGCCGAGGCUAAGAAAGCCCGACUAGCUGCUCUUUUCGAAUCCGACUCCGGGUCUGUUGCAGAUACGGUAGAUACUCUAUCAUCCGUCCUCACCUUUAGCAAACCAACACCAGAAAUAGUUCCAGUAGAUUUUUUCGCAGACACCAUUGAGGUGAAGAAGGAUGUGAUCCAACCCUACUUUGAUUACAAUGUUCCCUUCGAGGAGGUGAAGAAUGUCAAGAUCUCCGACGAGGUUGAGAUCAUGGUGAGCGAGGAUGAAGAGGAGUUGGAUUCUGUCUCCGUGAUUGCUGUUAGGAACUCCAGACGGAGUGGUAUUUGUAAAAUCUGCUCGACUCCGCUAAUCGGAAGAAAUCAUUAUAUCGAGAAUUUAACUAAACUUGUGUUCGAAUGAUUUCUUUACUUAACAAUUGUUUAUACUGGGUUACCCGCAAAGAAUGAGAUUUCAAGAGACGUCUUUACAGAAUUCAUUAUUUUCUAUAAUUUAUUAUUUCUAUAGUUGUUAAAUUGUUUCUUUUAUUUACAAAUCAUGGAAUAAGUCAGGAAAUGACAAUAUUCAAGGCAUAAGACGUGUAGACCCUUAGAAUUGUUAUAUUUAAAAAGUUUCUGGUCGUCUUUUUGGUCUCAUCCUUCGUGGGGAACCCUGCAUUGUCUGUGCAGCAUAAAGAUUUCAAAAGUCGUCUUCUCAAAACAUUUUUAUAAAAUAGUACAGAGUGUCCUACGAAACGUGUUUCGUGGGAUACCCUGUAAAAAAUUUUAAAAACACAACAAUAAAAUUUGUAAAUUAUGAUAACCAAUCUUGAGAUUAUAAUAAAUUAUGUACC